Molecule: messenger RNA, 2122 nt
Organism: Trichechus manatus latirostris (Florida manatee)
Lineage: Eukaryota; Metazoa; Chordata; Mammalia; Sirenia; Trichechidae
Gene: SAE1
Product: SUMO1 activating enzyme subunit 1
Exons: 9
Coding region: 108-1148 (346 amino acids)
Biological process (GO): protein sumoylation
Cellular component (GO): SUMO activating enzyme complex; cytoplasm
Molecular function (GO): SUMO activating enzyme activity
Source: RefSeq, a predicted model, not a curated record
GCGCAGACGCGGCUAGGGCGCGCGGCGGGCGCACGGUUGGCUGAGCGCGGGUCUGGUGGGCGUUUGGCGUGAGCGGGACCCGAGCAGAGGCAGCGAGAGCCGGCGCCAUGGUGGAGAAGGAGGAGGCUGGCGGCGGCAUCAGCGAGGAGGAGGCGGCGCAGUAUGACCGGCAAAUCCGCCUGUGGGGGCUGGAGGCCCAGAAACGGUUGCGGGCCUCCCGGGUACUUCUUGUGGGCAUGAAAGGACUUGGGGCUGAAAUUGCCAAGAACCUCAUCCUGGCGGGGGUGAAAGGACUGACCAUGCUGGAUCAUGAACAGGUAUCCCCAGAAGACCCUGGAGCUCAGUUCCUGAUCCGGACUGGGUCCAUUGGCCGAAAUAGGGCUGAAGCCUCUUUGGAGCGAGCCCAGAAUCUCAACCCCAUGGUGGACGUGAAGGUGGACACUGAGAAUAUAGAAAAGAAACCGGAGUCGUUUUUCACUCAGUUUGAUGCUGUAUGUCUGACUUGCUGCUCCAGGGAUGUCCUAGUUAAAGUUGACCAGAUCUGUCACAAAAAUAGCAUCAAAUUCUUCACAGGAGAUGUUUUUGGCUACCAUGGAUAUACAUUUGCCAAUCUUGGAGAACAUGAGUUUGUAGAGGAGAAAACCAAAGUUGCCAAAGUUAGCCAAGGAGUGGAAGAUGGGCCUGAUACCAAGAGAGCAAAACUUGAUUCAUCUGAGACAACUAUGGUCAAAAAGAAGAUGGUCUUCUGCCCAGUGAAGGAAGCUCUGGAGGUCGACUGGCGCAGUGAGAAAGUCAAAGCAGCCCUGAAACGCACAACUUCGGAUUACUUUCUCCUCCAAGUGCUCCUGAAGUUCCGCACGGAUAAAGGAAGAGACCCUAGUUCCGAGACCUAUGGGGAAGAUUCUGAGUUGCUGCUCCAGAUUCGAAAUGAUGUACUUGACUCCCUGGGUGUUAGUCCUGACCUUCUUCCCGAGGACUUUGUCAGGUACUGCUUCUCUGAGAUGGCCCCCGUGUGUGCUGUGGUUGGCGGGAUCUUGGCACAGGAAAUUGUGAAGGCCCUGUCUCAGAGGGACCCUCCUCACAACAACUUCUUCUUCUUUGAUGGCAUGAAGGGGAGUGGGAUUGUGGAGUGCCUCGGCCCCAAGUGAACCGAAGACUUGGCAGCCCCAAGAUGCUGACUCGCAGCACGCCCAGAGAUAUUCCCUUCCCCCUUCCCCCACGAAGGCAUCUCAAGAUGGGGAAAAUGAAGUAAUUGGACCAGUACACACCACUUCCUGUGAGCAUGGAGAUUGUGCAGAUGUACGGCUUCCGCUCGCCAGCAGCUGCUGAACAAGGGGCUGGGGACUGGUUCUUCCCAUUCUGGCGCUGUCAGGCCUGUGUGCGAGCCGAAGGCCUGCCAGCUCCCCUGAGUGGUGAUCACCUCAAAGCACCCCUUUGACACCUCCCCACCUGGUGUCAUCAUGGCUUCGCCAGCCUUUUGGGGUCUCGGCAGAGACCCCUGCCAGGAACCAGCAUGCCUUGUUGCUUAGGUGCCUCUUACCACCUCGGACUUAUUCCCCACCUGAUGUCACACAGCAAGGAGUGUGACUUCAGGUGGCGAAGACGGCCCAGGCCCGAUGAAACGCCUGUGUAACCAAAGUUCCAAAUUCAGACAGGUGCCUUUAGAGAGGAAAAAACAGGCUUGGCGGAAUGCCUUUCCUCCAGUUUGAGAUCCCGAAAAACAACAGGUGCCAUCUGCUAUGCUGGUCUUGAAUUUUCGUUUAGGAUUAGUGAAGUUCAGUCUGGGUUUGGGAAGAGGGAAGUGUUAUUAAGCUCCCCCACCCCCCCCCUCGGGAUAUGAGGGGAGACCUUCUGAGUGGAAUAUUAGUGGGAGAGCAGCUUGUUUAAAACGGCCUGUUCAUGGGCCCACCCCUGGAGAGGCACGUUCCCUGGGGCUCAGCUGGGACACGGAGCUCCCUUUUAACAGAGCCCGGUAACUGAGGCAGGCAGGCCUGCAGGAGGUGGGCAUUUUAAUUAAGUGGUUGUCCUUCAUUUGCCCCUGAAACAUAGCUGUUUGUGUUCCACAUGUUUUCUACACUUUCCUUGGUUCUUUAAAAAGGAAUGGUAGUAAAAAUAAAGUUAU